AUGGCCUCCUCGGAGAUUGACGAUUUCCUGGCGGGGCCACUGGUCACCUGGUUUGCUAGCUGUUUGGAAGACCCCAAUGUAUUAGCAAAUUAUGAAGACUUAGUGGACGGUGUCUUAUUGCACAGUGUCUUCCUACAGAUCAAUCCAGAGCCAUUGCACGAUGAAGUAGUGCCGUCCAAUAAUAAUCCUAUUAUCCGUAUAAAAAAUUUAAAGACUGUAAUACAAAACAUGAAGCAGUUUUAUGAGGAAGAAUUGGAUCAUGUGAUUUUAAAAUUACCCGAUGUUGCAAAUUUGGGAAAGGAGCCAGAGUUAUACAUAGCAGAUAUGAAGUUAUUGCUAUUAUUACUUCUUGGAUGUGCUGUUCAAUGUCCAAAUAAGGAAAAGUUUAUUACUAAGAUAAAAACUUUACAUGUUGACAUACAGCUUGCGAUAGUAGAGUGCAUUAAACAGGUUACAGAUCACCAAGACAUAGUUAUUACGCAGGAUGCUAUGGAAAAUGCAAAUAUGGGUUGUCUAUUUGUUCAAAUAAAAAAAUGGAUUCAAGAAUUGGAUUUGUAUCGGGAGAAAUGGAGGGACACAGUGUUAGACGAUAGCGUUGAACGAAAUGAUUCAUCUAUUAGUGCAGAAUCUGAAGACAUAAGUAAGACGCAACAAUCCCAUCCUGUCACUAAAAUGGAAAGAGAGGAUAAUCAUCAUUAUGCAGUUGAAUUGGCUGAUUGGAAAUCUAAAGUUCGAAAACAGCGGCAAGAAUUAGAAGAAAAAACAGAAGCUCUUCUCGAAUGUAAGGAAGAAUUAGAGCAUAAUAAAACAUUACUUGUAAAACUAAGGCAAGAGAAUCAAGAAUUAAUGCACGAAGCUCGUACCGCUAAAUCAUACAGAGAUGAGUUGGAUGCUGUAAUUGAAAGAGCAGAUAGAGCAGACCGUUUAGAAAUAGAAGUGACACGAUAUAGAGAAAAACUUACGGACAUUGAAUUUUACAAAACUCGGAUAGAAGAAUUACGUGAAGAUAAUAGAGUUUUAAUGGAGACUAGAGAAAUGCUUGAAGAACAAUUAAGUUCGUCAAGAAACAGAGCAGAUAAAGUAUUGGAGCUUGAAUCAGAAAUUAUUAAGUUUAAGCAAUUACUUAACGAUAUGGCAUUGGAACGUGCUGCUGACAAAGAAAAAUAUCAAGAACUUGUUGAGGAAAAUACGCAACUGCAUCAAUUAACAAAAGCUGCUGCUAAUGAGGCUGCAUUAGCUGGAUCCAGUGACUCUGAAGAACCAGUGCACAAUGAUAAUAGACUGUCCGAACAAUUAACGAGCAAUGCUCAGGCACGAGCAUUAAAAUUGGAACUGGAAAAUCGCCGUUUAAAUACUUUAAUUGAUUCAUUGAAAGAAAGUUCAUUCCACGAAAAUUCCUCUCGCGUUUUGGAAUUAGAAAAGGAGAAAAAGAAGCUUUCGUUGAAAAUUGAAUCACUGAACGAUAAUAAAGAAAGACUCACACAACAAAACACUGAUUUAGAAUUAGUCUGCAAGCAAGCAUUGGAAGAAAAUAAGAAACUUCAGAACACUCUUAAAAAUCAACGAACUUCUUUCGAGAAGCAACAACAAGAAGUCCAAACCCACCACGUGAAAAUGUUGGAAUUGGAAAAAAAUUAUGAUACCGCAGUGAAAGAGAAACAACGUGUUCAGCUAUUAUUGGAAAGCGUGCAACGACGCGCUGAUGAUUUAGAACGCACUCUGGAAACGACAAAUCAAAAAGUUGAAGAAUUAAAGCUUAUUGAAAAUAAUAUUAACGAUAUUAAUUCCAAGUGCCUUGAUCUUGAAACAAGACUAAUAACGACAGAGAAAGAGAAGGAUGUUGCACAACGAGAUAUUUAUAAAUACAGAGAAACAAUUGAGGAAAAAGAUGUAGCUUUAGAUAAAGCAACAAAUACAAUUGAAGUUUUGGAGAGGAAAGUAGGACAACUUGAACAGGAAUUGCAGGAAUGUGUUACGCAAAUAUCAAGAUUGCAAGAAAUUGAACGAUCUAGUAAAGAGCUCGAUUCACGAGCUGCUAUUGAUAGAGAAACUUUAGAGAUACUUCAAUCUAAUCUCGUCGCAGAAAAGCUGAGCAAUCAACAAUUGUACACGGUUUUGGAAAAACUCGGUCUCAGCGAUAAUAUAUUGCUGUCCCAACCUCUGGAGACUAUAUUGGAAAGAAUUGCUCAAAUACCAGAAGUGAUAAAUCAUAUUAAAAAAUCUUUUGUAUCAGAAAGUAAUGAGGAAACAACGUCUGAAUCCACAACUUGUAUCGAUAAAGAAAGCGAUGUUAAUAAGACCUUAGAAACUGUGAUAGAACCUUUAAAGAGAGAACUGGAACAUUUACAAAUAAAGGCAGCUAUGUCUGAAACAGCAAUGGAGAAUUUAUUAUCUGAGAAUGCGAAACUUCAGGUUCACAUAACGACGUUACAAUCGCAAAGCAAUUCGUUAACUGCACAGCAUACCGCAUUGCAGUUGGCCAAUUCACAACUUCUUGCAGAGAAAGAAGAGCUAUUGAAAGAACGUAGUACACAACAGAACGUAUAUUCCGCACUACUUCAUGAUCAGAACACCUUACAAUCCUUGCAUGAACAACUUAAUAACGAGUAUGAAAAUUUACGUCGCGAACGAGAUGCUCUUAAAUCGAAUUUAAGAGACGUGAAGAAUGAAAACAGAACAUUGCGCGAGACUUGUGAGAGAUUAGAGACGAAAAGUGAAACACUACAAUCUGAACGGGAAGCCUUGAUUAACAACACGAAAAGUUUAAAUAAUUUACGUGGAGAACAUUCUAAAUUAAAGGAUGACUUCAGAAACUUAUACACUGCGAGUGAAAGGUUGAAAGCAGAGUAUAGAAAUUUGCAAGAUGAUUAUAGAAAGAAUAAACUCGAGAUGAACCGCCUGAGUUUAAAACAGACUGAAAUGCAGGGUGAACUUAGCGUCAAAGACGAACAGUGCUCAGAUCUGAAAUUAGAAGUCAAUAGCCUUCAUGAACGAUGUGAUAGACUAUUAGAGAUGAACUCUGGAUUGGAUAAUGACAGACGUUCCUUAAUGGAGCACAUAAGCUUAUUAUUUACACAAUACCACGAACUUUUAACACAUUCGCUUCAAGAUAAGGAACAUUAUCAUAUGGAAGAAAAACUGUUCGCGGAUAAAGUUAAUCACUUGUACAGACAAAAAGAAAAAUUGGAAGACAAAAUUAUGGAGCACUACAGAAAAUUGAACAGCUGCACUACCAAGAAAAAGGGUUUUGGAGCCAGUUUAGUUCGCAGAGUUAGAAAAGCCGGAUCGGAACUUCUCAAUAAGAAUCGACGUUCAUGGGCCGAAGAUUCCAAGCAAUCGGACAGUAAAACGUACGAGUCGGACACUUGCGGGAACGAUUCAGAUGCUAGUAUUGACGACUAUCGUUUACCUGGACCGAGCAGGGUUUUUGGAUCAGACGCACUUGGACACGCUGGAACCAGAAGAACGGUGUAUUAUACUGACGAUUCUCCACCAUCAUCUGCUUCUUUACCUGCGGACAGGCUACUAAGCGAGUCCUUCCAGGAACAAGGAGAUAACUCUGCGCAGGUGGAGACGAAUUUAAAAUCGGAAACGCAAGCUGAGUCACGUCCCUUUUUGAUUUAUAAUAAAGUAUCGGCAGUCAUAAACGAGUCCAAGAACAUUGGCAGUCCAAUGAAGGAUGCAGCGCAAGAUGAAGCACUUACAGAACCUGCUGAUAAAGAGCCAAAGACUGGCAGUCCGAUAUGGUAUGAGUAUGGUUGUGUAUAAACUUCCACAUUGAUGCUUCCAUUAGUAUGCCCGAAACAAGAGGAGGAAAAGAGAGAGAAAGAGA
This is a messenger RNA of Cyphomyrmex costatus, 3832 nucleotides long. RefSeq names its product protein girdin (gene Girdin). The record is from RefSeq and is a predicted model, not a curated record. Gene Ontology annotation, molecular function: dynein light intermediate chain binding; microtubule binding. Gene Ontology annotation, biological process: cytoplasmic microtubule organization; cytoskeleton-dependent intracellular transport. Gene Ontology annotation, cellular component: centrosome; cytoplasm. Lineage: Eukaryota; Metazoa; Arthropoda; Insecta; Hymenoptera; Formicidae. Bases 1 to 3768 code for a protein of 1255 amino acids. The transcript is spliced from 23 exons.